Molecule: messenger RNA, 1272 nt
Organism: Lithohypha guttulata
Lineage: Eukaryota; Fungi; Ascomycota; Eurotiomycetes; Chaetothyriales; Trichomeriaceae
Exons: 2
Coding region: 1-1272 (423 amino acids)
Cellular component (GO): mitochondrion
Molecular function (GO): alcohol dehydrogenase (NAD+) activity; metal ion binding
Source: RefSeq, a predicted model, not a curated record
AUGCCUUUCGACUAUGGCCUGGAAACGCUCAGUCCAGCUUUCGAAGACCGUCCGAUACCUUAUAUAGCUUACGGGGCUCGAUUUCCGACACUGACUGCAAACCAGCUUACACAAACGCUUGCUGCCAACCGUGUUUUCAUCAUAGCUGGGAAGGCAUUGUCGGAGAAUACACCGGCAUUGACGCGCCUCAAGUCAGCGAUCGAGAAUCAGACUUCCGUCAAAGUCGUAGGGGUUCAUAUCGGCAUUGCUCCUCAUACACCUUGGGAUCAAGUCGUGGCAAUAGCCAACGAAGCACGGACUGCAUUCGACGGCGAGAUUACAGAUCGAGAUGUAAUAAUCACGCUAGGAGGUGGAAGUAUCACCGAUGGCGCAAAGGUUAUUGCUUGGAUUCUGGCAAACCCCAAUGUCAAGGAGUCAAACGACCUGGAACAAUAUUACGCUGCUAGUGAGGGACAUGAUCCUGAGAAACUGCCUAAACCUGUAGUCAGAGUAGUCAGCAUCCCAACGACUCUAAGUGGUGGUGAAUAUCAGAACCUUGCUGGCGUUACGAGAUCGGAUGGAAGUGGACAGAAAUGUCCAUUUUACCCACCUGUUCGAAAUCCCAGCUUGGUCCUUCUCGAUCCCGAUCUGACGACAACAACACCGAGCAAAGUCUGGCUAAGCACUGGUGUUAGAGCAAUCGACCACUGUGUGGAGACGUUGUGUUCUCUGCAAAGCAACGUGCAAGCUGAUGAGGCUGCGGAACGAGGCUUGCGACGACUUGUGAGCAGUUUGCUGAGAACCAAGGGGCACGGACACGACCUGGAAGCACGGUUUGAGAGUCAGAUGGGAGUGAUUGAGGCGAUGUUUGCUGUGAGCAGCGGAGUACCCUUGGGUGCAAGCCAUGCUAUUGGCCAUCAGCUAGGACCUCUCAGUGUCGGACAUGGCGAGACAAGCUGCAUCAUGCUCCCAGCAGUUUGCAAGUGGAACGCUAAGCAAGGAGCCAAUAUUGAACGUCAAGCCAUUGCUCGAGAUAUCCUCCUACAAACAGCUGAGGUCAGAAAGCUGAUCGAAGCGAACGGCAAGACAGUCGACGACUUGGAUCUUGGUGAUUUGAUAGACUUGGUGAUUCGAGCCCUGGGCAUGCCUAGGACACUGACAGAUGUGGGGGUAGCACAAGACAAAUUCGACAUGCUGGCUAAAAACACUCUGACAGAUCAGUGGGCCGCGACUAACGCGACGCCAAUCACGACGAAAGAGCAGGUACUCGAAAUCCUAGAGAUGGUCGUGUGA